This is a messenger RNA of Manihot esculenta (cassava), 456 nucleotides long. RefSeq lists its product as uncharacterized. The coding region runs from base 1 to 456 and encodes 151 amino acids. Lineage: Eukaryota; Viridiplantae; Streptophyta; Magnoliopsida; Malpighiales; Euphorbiaceae. The record is from RefSeq and is a predicted model, not a curated record. The transcript has a single exon.
AUGUGUGCAGUAUCAUUGCUAAAAGAUGAAGCGUAUCGAUGGUGGACAACUUUAACACAGAUGGUUCGACCAGAGUGCCAGACUUGGGAAUUCUUUUUGUCAGAGUUUAAGAAGAAGUAUGUUGGGGCCUUAUAUAUAGAGGAGAGAAGAAGGGAGUUCUUAUACCUCAGACAGGGCAGGCUUACAGUAACUGAGUACGAGCGAGAAUUUGUCAGACUUAAUAAGUAUGCCACAGAGAUAGUUCCUACAGAUGAAGAAAGAUGUAAACGCUUUGAGCAAGGAUUACAUGCUGAUAUCAGGAUGUACCUCACAGCUAUGCAUAUCAGGGAACUUUCAGUUUUAGUAGAGACGGCCCACAGCCUGGAGCGAAUUAAAGAAGAAGAGCAAAGUAGAAGGCAGAAAGGGCAACAGAAGAGGAGUCAGAGCCAGUAUCAGGGACAAUCCUCUGCAUCUUAG